Molecule: messenger RNA, 2681 nt
Organism: Musca domestica (house fly)
Lineage: Eukaryota; Metazoa; Arthropoda; Insecta; Diptera; Muscidae
Exons: 4
Coding region: 232-2496 (754 amino acids)
Cellular component (GO): nucleus
Molecular function (GO): mRNA binding
Source: RefSeq, a predicted model, not a curated record
UUGAGAAUUCAAAUAUCUUGUGACACCUGUGGACGUCAACUCAACGAAUUUCUUACUUUUGUUGUCGACGGCGUUAAAAAUGUUCACAGCCGCCAUAUCACAUUGAGCCAAAAACUUGGCAUUACUGUUAGUCAACGGUUUUUUUCAUUCAACAGAGCUUCUUCAUCGGACAACAUUUUCCUGGAGAAUAUCAUAUCUUGAAAAGGAAAAACUGGGUCAGUGCUUCUAGAAAUGGAGUACAUGCCGGUUCCUGUAACUUCUAAUAUAAUGGUACAGAAUUAUGUUGUUACCACUAAUAAUAACAUGAAUAAUGCUGGUGAUAUGCUUUCAACUCGACCGCUUAAUUCACCUGAAUAUGAUAAUGCGGCUGCUGCAUCGUCGUCGCCAACAUCAAGUGAAUCACCGCCGCAGUGGCAGCAUGCUCCCAGCAUGGAAUUGAUGCAUAUGAAUGGACGUAAAGUGCUGGGCCCUCCCGAAGAUUGGGUUGGCCCUCCGCCGAGCAGUGUUUGUGAGCUUUUUGUGCGUCGCAUCCCAAGGGAUCUGAAUGAACAUAAACUACUUGGUCCCUUCUUGAGGUUUGGACGUAUUUAUGAAAUACGCCUUCCAAUGGAUUUUAAUCAAUCCUAUCGGGGUUAUGCUUAUGUUAAAUAUACCAAUGAAGAGGACGCUGCAUGUGCCAUGGAAGUAUUGAAUCACUAUUAUGUGCAAAAGGGCCGCAAGUUGGAAAUUUUGCAUUCAUAUGAGAAGUGUCGUCUCUUUGUUACCAAUAUCCCAAAACAUUUGGAUGAACAGGAGAUUGAAAGGGAAUUUCGUAAAAUAUUUCCCACUAUGGAGAGGAUAUAUACACGACCAUCGAGUUCGAAUGAUGUCAAUCAUAGUGGUGGUUGUGGUGAUGCUACAACGUCUGAUCAAGUUACUGGCAAUCGUGGUCAUGUUUUUGUCCAUUUUCCAUCCCAUUUACAUGCUUUGGAAGCAAAGAAGAAGAUUACACCCGGUUUGAUUCGUAUGUGGGAUAAGGAUUUGAAAGUUGUCUGGGCCCAUACUGACCGUGAGAAUAAUGCAACAAAGGCGUCAAAAACUCUCUUCGUUCGAAAUGUGGACUUCACUGUAAAUAAUCGGGACAUUAUCGAAUUGCUUGUCAAAUAUGUUCCACGUACUGCUGUCUGCAAAAUAUCCAAAGUUCGAACUACAGCAUUUUUUGAUUUUACCACACGUGAAGCAGCGGAAAUUUGCCUUAAACAACUUCAAGGUGUAGAACUAAGAGGCAGACGUUUGGAUGUGGAAUGGGCAAAACCAUCUGAACAACAAUCAUUACAUCGCAUGCGCGGCACUGAUUUCGAUGCUGUACUGCGGCUCAAAUGUAUUGCCAAUGGUUGGCAUAUUCCAAUAAUAAUUUUUGGUUGCCAUUAUGAACAGGAACAUGUACAAUAUUGUGUUGUGGUAUUGCGUGAUGCCCACGGUACGGUACGGGCAACAUUUUGCAUAAUGAAUACCACCGAAUUGGUCGAUAUACAUUCACGUAUGUGUGAAGUGGUAUGUGCACUGAUUGAAACUAUUGGGACAUUUCCCGAUUAUAAUUAUGUGUUCAUGGUGGAAAAGGAUUCGGCACAUCUAUUGGGCAUGAUUAUGUUUAAUCCGUUUUCUCCGGACUUUGUGGCCGCCUGUGGGGUGCCCCAUGAUUUCCAUUUUGAUUUAAACGAACUAAUUGACCUAAGCUCUGCCGUAAUAUCUCUAUCAUAUUGCUCUGACGAAGUUCUUUUGGCGGCCUAUAAAGAAAGUUUUCGAACACAAAACGAUUGCACAUAUCUAAGAAAUUGGCCGCUGAUUGGACAUCGUAUAUUUGCCACCAUUAUGCCAAAAUAUCGUAAUAAGCCACCGCUAAAAUAUAAUCUUAAUGAUACACAAAUCGUAAUGGCUCUGUGCUUUACGGCAACCGGCACAAAUGCAGCUUUGCCCAACCGUCAAUAUAUUGGCUUUCGGGUUUGUAACUUUGAUCAAGGUUAUGAGGGUUUACGUUAUGUUUCGCUCAACUUGUUGCCAGUGGCCUUAACGCAAUCACGAUUUGCAGUGUCACAUGUUUUAAAUCAUGUUUUGUAUGGCGGUACUCAAUACUAUCAUCCAUCGCAACGUAUUAUGAUGCCACCAUUAUGGAUUACAGGUUGUUCGUAUGCAGAAUCGAUUAAACAGCCGAAUAACUGUGAAGCAAAAAAGGAAGAAUCAAAUUCCAUAAGUAUUAAGAACAGUGAGCAACAAAUGCCAAUACGAUUUUUUCCACAGCAGUCAUCAACUCCAACACCACAACACGGGGCACAGCUACCAGGAACCUUCAUAACUGCUCAGUACACUCAACCUGUUUUUAAUAACAUCAUUAACACAUCUAACGUUAUUAACACAUCCAAAACUAUUGUUUCGCCCAACAUUUCCACACCACCUCCAGCUUCUUCUUUUCCAAAUGCCUCAGUAUCUCAGCCGGCAAAUGGUUAUGCUCCUCCAUAAAUCGUAUUUUAGAUGGAAAAUAAGUGCGUAUAUUUUUUUAAUUUAUCUUUUUUGUAAUUCAUGAGUUUUGAAUUUUUAAAUUUUGCAUGUUUUUUGAUAUCAUUGUUUGUCUUCUUAUAACUUGCAGUUUUUAACAAGUUUUAUCAUUGAAAGAAUGUUUUAAAAUAUUUUAUUGUUUUUAUGUU